Messenger RNA from Daucus carota subsp. sativus, 702 nucleotides. RefSeq lists its product as uncharacterized. Gene Ontology annotation, cellular component: replication fork. Bases 1 to 702 code for a protein of 233 amino acids. The record is from RefSeq and is a predicted model, not a curated record. NCBI's taxonomy places the organism in Eukaryota, Viridiplantae, Streptophyta, Magnoliopsida, Apiales, Apiaceae. Gene Ontology annotation, biological process: DNA replication. The transcript has a single exon.
AUGUUUUCAGCUAUAUAUCCGCAAUUUGAAUCUAAAUUCAAAGAUGCUGGGUACCUCCGUGAACGUGCAAUUUUAACUCCGUUGAAUAAGACAGUCACGUAUAUGAAUGCUCUUAUUGUUGAUAAGCUCCCCGGUAAGUUAUAUUCAUAUUUCAGUGUAGAUUCUGCUGAAGAGUUUGCUGGCACUGAUAGUGAUUUAAGUUUAAGUUUCCCUGCUGAGUACCUUAACUCGCUUCAUACUCCUGGUUUACCACUUCAUGAGUUGAAAUUUAAAGAGGGUGUGAUUGUAAUGCUCAUGCGUAAUCUGAAUCAGACCAUUGGUCUAUGUAACGGGACUCGCAUGAUUAUUACCAAAUGUCUGAAACAUUGUGUAGAAUGCAAGGUCAUAUCUGGUUCUUACGUUGGUACAAGGCACUACAUUCCUCGAAUUAACUGUUGUCCAACCGAUUCUAAGCUUCCUUUCAAGCUAAUUCGUAAACAGAUGCCUUUACAAGUGUGUUAUGUCAUAACCAUUAACAAAGCUCAAGGCCAGUCUUUGGAGUCUGUUGGUUUGUAUUUGCCCGAGCCUGUUUUCACUCAUUGGCAGCUUUACGUGGCUGUUAGUCGAGUUACCAGUCCAGCUGGUCUUAGGAUCUUUAUUGAUGAUACUGAGGGAGGAAGUACCUCUGUAACUGAUAACGUUGUAUUUAAAGAGGUUUUCUAG